AUGACGCAGAGCAAGUUCACGAACAUCAACACUUCUGGUAAUGCCGUAUGGGAUCCUGCAGUCCGUCAACAAUACAGUGCAAGUCCGUCGCUCGAAGAGUCCGAUGACCUGCCAGAGUUCGCGUGCCUUGCUAGCGAUGAGGACAGGGAGAAGAAAGCGGAAGCUCACAAGCCGGGCACAUUCGGUGUGGUCGUUACCCCCGAGAGCUUCUUCGAUCUUCCGGAAUAUGCUGCUUCUGUGCCUCAUGAGAGCAGACGGACGAGUGGUGCCAGUUAUGGGAGUGCCUCGUCUGCGAGAGGGGCGUAUCGCAGUCCGAGGCCUGGUGCGACACGAUCGAUUACACUUGCAGAUCCCAACACGGUCGUCUUGGACCGAUUUGAAGACUCUCCAGUCACAUCACCUACUUCGUUUCCCAGGUCCGAUGAAAGCCGCCGUGGUAGCUUCCCAGAAGCCCUACAGAAUUUGUCAAUCACGAGCUCCGCGUUCGCCUCGGGCACAAGCACUGCCUUGCAAACCCCGACUUUUCGAGGUGCUGACGAUCACCUCCUCGCGCACUUUAGGCAAUACAUUGUCCCUUGUCUAGCUCAACCACAGCCCCCACAUACUGCUUCAGCCCUCGGGAUUAUCUCUCAAAGCACGGCCAGGAACGCCAUUGAGCUCGAGGCUCAUAGGUUCAGGCCUUUACACAACGCGAUAUGUGCCAUCAGUGCGCUACAUCUAGCCUACAGCGGCCGAUCGUCUCUUGAAGAUGCCAUGCAGCACUACCAUCAGGCAUUGGCGGCAUCGGCGAGCGCGACAUCUCCGAAUGACUUGAUCACAGACGGGGUGUUUUUCCGGCAUUUCUUGCUGUUCGUAUACGACAUCUGCAUCCCGAUGCAGAAUGAAGAUGGAGCGAAUAUGUGGGCAGAACAUCUCAAUCACCUACGACGAAUAGCCACCCAGCGUCGAAACGGCACCGGCAGUGAAUCUUACUCACAUACCUUAUGGGUCAUCAUGGAGCUCGAUACAGCCGCCUGCCUACUCGGUAGUGGGAACUGCGAUUUUGUACGGACCAUCAUGGAGCAAGUCCUUCUUCCACCGCUGGCACAACAAUUACCCGCCUUGACCAUCACCCCAAGCGAAUCGACCUUCCCCCCUCAAGAAGCGCACAUCUUCCCACCAAUCUUAGCACUCAACCAGAGCAUCGUCCUCCAGACCGCAACCAUGGCCCAAACCGCCCAGAGAUUCCGCCACGAAGCUAUCAAGCGCGAUAGAGUCACUUCACCUGGCACUUGGGCAAGACUACAAGCAAAUAGCGCCCAGCUCCAGAGCGACAUGCACACCAUCUGGCAGCGAUACUGCCCAGAAUAUCUGGCACCUUACACUUACCGAACGGGUGCCAACCUCCCCGAACGUGUCCAGAUCGUCUUCGAGCAAGCUACGCUACGAUACCAUGCCGCUAUCAUAUACGCUCGGACUAGCAUGUUCCCGGGCCAACGCUCCUUUCCAUUCGCCGGGCAACAGGACGUGCUUAGUGAUACCGAGAGGAGAGUCGCUGCGAUCAUGGCUCUCACUUCGGAUCAGAUCAAGCAUGGGAUGUUGGAUCAACGAGGGGCAGUGUUUCCGUUAUUCAUUGCAGGGUUCGCGACUGGGGAUUUCAGGGUGAAGGACCAGGUUAUCAGCCAGAUUCGAGCUUUCGAGGGGCAUGGUAUUGGGCAGAACACGUAUCGUACGCGGCAGCUGCUGGUCGCUGUAAGGGAUGAACAGCUCAGACAGGCGAAUAUGGGGUCUGGGAGGAUGGAGAGGGUUGAUUGGUUGGAUAUUGCUAAGGAGGGUGGGUUGAAGGUUGUCAAUUGUGGGUUGUGA
Molecule: messenger RNA, 1845 nt
Organism: Fulvia fulva
Lineage: Eukaryota; Fungi; Ascomycota; Dothideomycetes; Mycosphaerellales; Mycosphaerellaceae
Exons: 1
Coding region: 1-1845 (614 amino acids)
Source: RefSeq, a predicted model, not a curated record